AUGGUUUGUUCAUAUCUAUCUAUCUAUCUAUCUAUCUAUCUAUCUAUCUAUCUAUCACAGCCUCUCCAUUAUCUAUCUAUCUAUCUAUCUAUCUAUCUAUCUAUCUAUCUAUCUAUCUAUCACAUCUAUCUAUUACAGCCUAUCCAUUAUCUAUCUAUCUAUCUAUCUAUCUAUCUAUCUAUCUAUCUGUUUGUUAACAAUGAAAAAGUUUGUGACGAAGGCAAGACAACACUCAGAGUCUAUGUCGAAGGUAAGACAACACUCAGUUUCUAUGUUGAAGGUAAGACAACACUCAGUGUCUAUGUCGAAGGUAAGGCAACACUCAGUAUCUAUGUCGAAGGUAAGACAACACUCAGAGUCUAUGUCGAAGGUAAGACAACACCCAGUGUCUAUGUCGAAGGUAAAACAACCCUCAGAGUCUAUGUCGAAGGUAAAACAUCCCUCAGAGUCUAUGUCGAAGGUAAGACAACACUCAGUGUCUAUGUCGAAGAUAAGGCAAGACUCAAUGUCUUUGUCGAAGGUAAGACAACACUCAGUGUUUAUGUCGAAGUAAAUAAACAAUCUAUCUAUCUAUAUAUCUAUCUAUCUAUCUAUCUAUCUAUCUAUCUAUCUAUCUAUCUUAAACUUCAUCGGAAUCUCUCCCUCCCCUUCUCUUUCUGUAUCUAUCUAUUCAUCUAUCUAUCUAUCUAUCUAUCUAUCUAUCUAUCUAUCUAUCUAUUAUAUAAUCGAAGGCCAACUUCUCUAUCUUCUUUGUUUUUCCUUCAAAUCUUUCUCUUUCUUCCCGAUUUUUCUGUCUUUUAUCCCUUCUUGUUUAUUUAA
Acanthosepion pharaonis is the source of this 819-nucleotide messenger RNA. Lineage: Eukaryota; Metazoa; Mollusca; Cephalopoda; Sepiida; Sepiidae. The record is from the annotation of a GenBank genome assembly.